This is a messenger RNA of Ambispora leptoticha, 885 nucleotides long. The record is from the annotation of a GenBank genome assembly. Lineage: Eukaryota; Fungi; Glomeromycota; Glomeromycetes; Archaeosporales; Ambisporaceae.
AUGUUUUCCGCAGGACCAUCUGGCAUUCUUGGAGGUUGUACUCUGGCGACAGCGUUACUCGACUUCAAACCGCUUUUGCACUUACAGCUAAUACCGAACAUAACCGAACAACAUGAAUUUUGGCGGUUAAUCAGCUCGCAUUGUGCAUUUGCCAGUUCGGGAGAAGUGCUGUUAGGUGGAUUGGUGCUUUAUAAUCUUCGAACUAUUGAAAGACAAUUCGGAACAUCAAAAUAUGCAGCGUUUUUAUUCGCGUCUUCAGCGAUAUCUACAAUACUCGAACUUGGAGCAUUAUGGGCUGGUAAAUAUUUUGGAUUAAAUUAUAUACCAGGCGGUCCUUAUGCCAUGAUAUUUGCAGGUUUAUAUCAAUAUCAAAGGGUGGUUCCAUCCACACCACUCUUCACAUUUCUCGGUGUCACCAUUUCAAGCAAAUUUAUAGUAUAUUCUUUAGGAUUACAGUUAUUGGGCUUUCAUUACCCCGCAUCAUCAGUUGCCGCUCUAUGUGGUAUAUUGGCCGGUGUUAUCUAUCAAAGUGAAUAUCUAGGGCUAAAAAAGUGGCGACUACCCGGAUUUCUUAAUCAUUUUGCGUCACGAUUUAUAUUACCUCUUUUAUCUACAAACUCUACGCGAAGAUGUACGACUACCGGUGGUAACGUCAUUUUAGAUCAACAACGACGAAUGACACAGGAUCAUUCCAGGCGGCGAGGACCUCAAUAUCAUCGGGAUCCCCCGCUUCCUCCACCUUCAGCCGCAGUUACUGAAGAACAAAUUGCUACGUUACAAGCAAUGUUCCCGCAGAGUUCUUAUUCUCAUAUAGCACAAGCCAUUCAGUCUGCUAAUAACGAUAUCAAUAGAGCAGCACAGUUUUUAUUAGAUCACCCUCGGUAG